ACAAAAAAAGUUCCAGUUCUGUUACCAAAGAGAAAAAACUAAAUCCAGUUCUCCAGACAAUAUAUAUAUGUAACUCUUACUCGACCUUAUAUAUACCCAUAUGAACCUCACAUUCUUCCCUAACCCCCCAAAAAAAACCCAACAAAAACCUUAAAACGCCACAAACAUGGGAUCGUUAGUUCAUGUCAAAGAAGCUGUUAUUGUAACACCAGCGGAGUCAACUCCAACUGGAGUCCUUCCCCUCUCACCUCUCGACUCACAGCUUUUUCUACGUUUCACAAUUGAAUACCUUCUGGUUUAUAAACCUCACCUCCCAUCCGACGUUUUAAACCCACGCGCCACCGUGACUCGUCUCAAAUCAGCUCUAGCAAAAGCCUUGGUCCCAUAUUACCCGUUCGCCGGUCGUGUUAGGGCCAAACCCGACGGCGAUGGUGGACUCGAAGUUGUUUGUAGAGGACAAGGUGUUUUGUUCAUCGAAGCUGUCUCCGAUUAUGAAGUUAACGAGUUCGAACGAGCUCCACGGUUCGUAACUCAGUGGAGGAACUUCUUGUCGGUCCACGUGGCGGAUGUCUUAAAAGGGGCCCCACCACUUGUCGUCCAGCUGACCUGGCUUAAAGACGGUAAUGCUGUUGUCGGUGUCGGCAUUAAUCAUUGCCUUUGUGAUGGUAUCGGCAGUGCUGAGUUUCUGAACUCGUUUGCUGAGUUAGCUUCCAUGAGUCAAACCAAGUUUUCUGAGUUCAAGUUUAAACCUAAACCUGUUUGGGACCGUCACCUUCUAAACCCUCCGCCACCGUUCAGGCCAUCAAGAAAUAAUAAUAACUCGCCGAGUCACCCCGAGUUCGACCGAGUCCCAGACAUUUCCGGGUUCGUGGCUCGUUUCUCCAACGAAAAACUCGUGCCCACUUCAUUCAUUUUCAAUAAAACAAACCUCGACGAGUUAAAAAAGGUAGCGCUUUCAACGAGUAAACUCACUGAGUCGAAUUAUACAUCGUUCGAAGUUCUCUCAGCUCAUAUAUGGCGGAGCUGGGCUCGAGCUUUAAACCUACCUUCAAACCAAAUAUUGAAACUGCUUUUCAGUAUCAACGUUAGGGAACGAGUCAAACCGAGUUUACCCAGUGGGUUUUACGGCAACGCGUUCGUGUUAGGCUGUGCUCAUACCACCGUCAAGGACUUGACGGGGAAAGCAUUAGGGCACGCGGCAAUGUUGGUGAAGAGAGCUAAAGAGCGAGUGGAUAACGAGUUUGUUAAAUCAGUGGUGGAAUCGGUGAGCCGGAGUCGAGCCAGUCCGGACUCAGUUGGGGUUUUGAUAUUGUCACAAUGGUCAAGGCUGGGAUUAGAGAAGAUUAACUUUGGGAUGGGGAAACCGGUUCACGUAGGACCAGUUUGCUGCGACCGGUAUUGUUUGCUAUUGCCGGUUUUUAAUCGGACGGACGCGGUGAAGGCUAUGGUGGCGGUCCCCUCGACUGCAGCCGCCAGAUAUGAACAUCUGGUCAGGAGUUUCUGCUCUUGAGGACCACUGGAUUUUGGCCCUUUCGUUGACCUUUUCUUACUACAACUUAAUUUUGACUUUUAUUUCAAAUUCUUCCUCUGCCUCUUUUUUAACUGACUGAUCUCAAAAGUAAAUUAAAGAAGCACUAGAAGCCACAAGGUUUUUUUUCUUCUUUUUUUUUUAUAUGUACAUAUAUAUUAAGAAAAUUAUGUUGUUCA
Molecule: messenger RNA, 1707 nt
Organism: Gossypium raimondii (Peruvian cotton)
Lineage: Eukaryota; Viridiplantae; Streptophyta; Magnoliopsida; Malvales; Malvaceae
Product: alcohol acyltransferase 9
Exons: 1
Coding region: 167-1510 (447 amino acids)
Molecular function (GO): acyltransferase activity, transferring groups other than amino-acyl groups
Source: RefSeq, a predicted model, not a curated record